This is a messenger RNA of Lontra canadensis (Northern American river otter), 3494 nucleotides long. RefSeq names its product toll like receptor 8 (gene TLR8). Bases 325 to 3444 code for a protein of 1039 amino acids. The transcript is spliced from 2 exons. Gene Ontology annotation, molecular function: pattern recognition receptor activity; protein binding. Gene Ontology annotation, biological process: canonical NF-kappaB signal transduction; defense response to virus; positive regulation of interleukin-6 production. NCBI's taxonomy places the organism in Eukaryota, Metazoa, Chordata, Mammalia, Carnivora, Mustelidae. Gene Ontology annotation, cellular component: plasma membrane. The record is from RefSeq and is a predicted model, not a curated record.
CGCACACCCACAACUCCCCCCAUAUGUGUUCUAUUUGUAUCAUUCAUUUAAAUCAUUUUAUAAAUAACGUUCUGCCCCUGAAUUUCAGUUUUGAAAUUUUAAAGCAGAGUCAAGAAAUGAUUUGGCAACAGUUAAGAAAUCACAAGUUCCCUUCUUCCCACAUAAACUUCUGCAAACUGCAUGCCGGUUUCUGCUGGUGGUAAAGGCGCCGAGUUCAGGAAGUUGGCCAGUUUCUUUGCUCUGAGCACACCGAGUGACAGAGGGUAGCCCUCCCUGGCGCUGCAGGUGACCGAUGAGAAAUUAGGACAACAGAGCCUGGAAAACAUGACCCUCCCAUCUUUGUUUCUGACCUGCCUUUUCCUGCUCAUCUCUGAUUCCUAUGAGUUCUUCAGCAAAGCAAAUUAUUCUAGAAGCUAUCCUUGUGAUGAGAAAAGACAAAAUGGCUCUGUGAUUGCAGAAUGCAACAGCCGUCGACUGAGAGAAGUUCCCCAAACCGUGGGCAAGUAUGUGACAGCACUAGACCUCUCUGAUAAUUACAUUACACACAUAACAAAUGAAUCAUUUCAAGGGCUGCAGAAUCUUACUAAAAUAAAUCUAAACCACAAUGGCAAUCCACAGCACCUGAAUGAAAACCCUGAUACAAACCAAAAAGGCAUGAAUAUCACAGAUGGGGCGUUCCUCAACCUACAAAACUUAAACCAGUUACUGCUUGAAGACAACCAGUUAUACCAAGUACCUGGCGGCUUGCCAGGGUCUUUGAAGGAACUUAGUCUCAUUAAAAACAACAUAAUUUUGGUGACUAAAAAGAACACUUCUGGCCUUACCAAUCUGGAAAGGCUCUACUUGAGCUGGAACUGCUAUUUCGGCAAUAAUUGUGUUAAUAAAACUUUUGCCAUAGAAGACGGAACAUUUGAAAGUCUUACAAAUUUGCAGGUACUGUCCCUGUCUUUUAAUAAGCUUGUCCAUGUGCCACCUAAGCUGCCAGACUCCCUAAGAGAACUUUAUCUCAGCAAUGCCAAGAUUAAAAUCAUCAGUCAGGAAGAUUUCAAGGGAUUGAGAAAGUUAAGAGUCCUAGAUUUAAGUGGGAACUGCCCAAGGUGUUUCAACGCCCCAUUUCCCUGUACACCUUGUGAAGGAGGCUCUUCAAUUCAGAUCCAUCCUCUUGCUUUUCAAAACCUGACGGAACUUCGCUACCUAAACCUCUCUAGCACUUCUCUGCGGAAGAUUCCCGUAACGUGGUUUGAGAACAUGCCCAACCUGAAGGUUCUGCACUUGGAAUUCAAUUACUUAGUGGAUGAAAUAGCCUCUGGGGAAUUCUUAACGAAACUGCCCUCCUUGGAAAUACUUGACUUAUCUUUUAACUACAAAAUGGCAAAAUAUCCAAAAUAUAUUAAUAUUUCCCAAAACUUCUCUAAUCUUAAGCUGCUCCAGGCGCUGCACUUAAGAGGUUACGUGUUCCAGGAACUUACAGCAAAAAACUUCCAUCCCCUGAAGGGUCUCCCACAUCUAAGGACUAUCAACUUGGGCAUCAACUUUAUUAAGCAAAUUAAUUUUACCCUCUUCCAAGAUUUCCCCAAUCUGACGAUCAUUUACUUGUCAGAAAACCGAAUAUCACCCUUGGUAAAUGAUAUCCAGCAAAAUGACGAAAAUGGUUACUCCUCUCCAAGUCAUGUCCUUAAGCCACGCUCAGCAGAUUUUGAGUUUGACCCACAUUCAAAUUUUUAUCAUACUACCCAUCCUUUAAUAAAGCCGCAAUGCACAGUUUAUGGCAAAGCCUUAGAUUUAAGUCUGAACAGUAUUUUCUUCAUUGGGCGAGAGCAAUUUGAAGCUUUUCAUGACAUUGCCUGCUUAAAUCUGUCUUCAAAUGGCAAUGGUCAAGUGUUAAAUGGAACUGAAUUUUCAGCUGUGCCGCAUAUCAAAUAUUUGGAUCUGACCAACAAUAGAUUAGACUUUGACGAUGACAAUGCUCUCAGUGAUCUACCCGAGUUAGAAGUUCUAGAUCUCAGCUACAAUGCACACUACUUCCGAAUAGCAGGGGUGACGCACCGCCUGGGAUUUAUUCAAAAUUUAACACAACUGAAAGUUUUAAACUUGAGCCACAAUGGCAUUUAUACUUUAACAGAGCAAGACCUGAGAAGCAUGUCCCUAGAAGAAUUAGUUUUCAGAGGAAACCACCUUGACAUUUUGUGGAAUGCUGAAGGUGACAAGUACUGGAAAAUUUUUACAAGUCUCAGGAACCUGACACGGCUCGAUUUGUCCUUGAAUAACCUUCAUCUCAUCCCAAAUGAAGCUUUCCUGAACUUGCCCCAGAGUCUCACCCAACUAUACAUAAAUAAUAACAUGUUAAAUUUCUUUAACUGGACAUUACUCCAACACUUUCCACAUCUCCACUUGCUGGACUUGAGUGGAAACAGGCUAUCCUCUUUAACUAAUAGCCUCUCCAAAUUCGCGCCUUCCCUGAGGACGCUGCUACUACGUCGAAACAGGAUUUCGCACCUGCCCUCCAACUUUCUUUCCGAAGCCAGCAGUCUGAUCCACCUCGAUUUGAGUUCCAACCUGUUGAAGAUGAUCAACAAGUCCACGCUUCAAACGAAGACCAACACCAGUUUAACCAUUUUGAAACUAGAUAGAAACCCUUUUGACUGUACCUGUGACAUUGGAGAUUUUCGAAGAUGGAUGGAUGAAAAUCUGGAUGUCACCAUCCCUCGGCUGACAGACGUGAUCUGCUCUAGUCCUGGGGAUCAGAAAGGGAAGAGCAUCAUGAGUCUGGAGCUAACAACCUGUAUUUCAGAUACCAUCGCGGCAGUGUUGUGUUUCUUCACGUCCUUAAUCACCAUUACCGUGAUGUUGGCUGCCUUGGGUCACCACUGGUUUUACUGGGAUGUUUGGUUUAUCUACCACGUUUGUCUAGCUAAGGUAAAAGGCUACAGGUCUCUUUCCACGUCCCAAACUUUCUAUGAUGCCUAUGUUUCUUACGACACCAAAGAUGCGUCGGUUACGGACUGGGUGAUAAAUGAGCUGCGUUUCCACCUAGAGGAGAGCGAAGGAAAAAAUGUGCUCCUGUGUUUAGAGGAGAGGGAUUGGGACCCCGGAUUAGCCAUCAUCGAUAACCUCAUGCAGAGCAUAAACCAAAGCAAGAAAACUAUAUUCGUCUUAACCAAAGAAUAUGCCCAAAACUGGAACUUCAAAACAGCAUUCUACUUGGCCUUGCAGCGGCUCAUGGAAGAGAACAUGGAUGUGAUUGUAUUUAUUCUGCUGGAGCCCGUGUUACAGCAUUCUCAGUAUUUGAGGCUGCGGCAGAGGAUCUGCAAGAGCUCCAUCCUUCAAUGGCCUGACAACCCCAAGGCGGAAGGCUUAUUUUGGCAAAGUCUGAAAAACGUAGUCUUAACCGAAAACAAUUCCCGGUACAACAAUUUGUAUGUUGAUUCCAUUAAACAGUACUAACGGAUGUUAAGCCACGGCUCACCAGCAUAAUAAAAAUGCAAAGCAAUUAC